Lachancea thermotolerans CBS 6340 is the source of this 3045-nucleotide messenger RNA. It is a transcript of the gene VAM6, whose product is annotated as Vam6p. Gene Ontology annotation, biological process: endosomal vesicle fusion; vesicle-mediated transport; autophagy. The coding region runs from base 1 to 3045 and encodes 1014 amino acids. The record is from RefSeq and is a predicted model, not a curated record. The transcript has a single exon. Gene Ontology annotation, cellular component: cytoplasm; fungal-type vacuole membrane. NCBI's taxonomy places the organism in Eukaryota, Fungi, Ascomycota, Saccharomycetes, Saccharomycetales, Saccharomycetaceae.
AUGCUCACAGCCAGACUACUAUCAUCAACCCUUGCUGAUGAUGUGACUUCGAUUUUGCCAAUAUGUGAGACUGCGAAGCUAUUAGUUUCAACUGCGGCCGGAGACGUCCUAGUUUACGCUUUUGAGGGACAUGCACUGAAGUUAUCUCACACCUACAGCCACUUAUUGAAAAGAAAUGAUACAGAUACAGUUAUCAACAAUCUGCUUUACUCAGAUCAACUGAGCACAGUCUUCGCCAUAUGCGAAAAGAGCAUAGUCCUGUUAAACAGUACAAAUCUGAACCAGUUUGACAAGAUUGUGGACAAGAGAGGCAUCCAACAGGCCUGGGUAUUUGAAAGGCAGUCCGAGUCAUGUCACACAACUACCGCUCUACUAUACCGUCCUAAAAAGGCGUCGAGCUUAAAGCUUUUUCUGUGGAGAGACCGCACUUUCAGCAGCGUCUUGGAAGUUAAUCUCAACAGCAAGGACGAAGUGGUCAUGUCAGCUGAAAUGGGCCGUGGCGGAUUCAUUAUAGCAACUAAUUACAGCACUUAUCACUGGAAGCUAAGCAACACGAAUCUGACCGUGUUCGACAAGGUUGUUUCUCCAACGUAUCCUCAUAGCAUUCAGGAUGCUAUCAAAGAAAUGGAAUCUCAUAAAUUCAAGUCUGGAAAGGCGAAUGAGCCCGUUGCUUCAUCAAAUGAAUCGAUUUUGAGUAGGAAAAUGAGUUUUAGGCAGUUCUUCAAAGUCCAUGAUACUAAUGGCGAGCUUCACAACAAAAAGUUGAUCUUUCAACCCGCUAGUCAACCGCAUCCCAAGAUGAUGGAUGGAAAACAAAAGAAGAUUUAUGAAUUGAUUACGGAUGAUUCCAAGCUACUUUAUAUGUCUGUGAGGGACGGCCAUGAAUUUUAUGAAUCAAAUUCCGAUUUUGACUGUAUGCAGUAUCUGUCUUCGAAGUUUCUACUUCUUAACAGCAAAAAAGCAGUGAGGAUUGUCGAUUAUGAAUUUGGACUCCCUUACUUGGAUUUGCAAGUGGAAGAAGGAAUCAAGAAGGUUUUUCGAACGCCAGAUUCUACAUUACUGGUAUGGACAUCUGAGGACAACUUGCAAAUUUACCGAGUGUUUAUCACUGAUGAAUCAGAUGCUUCUUCUGAUGAAGCUGCUUACCAGGAGUUAGAAAGUUCAGGGAUGUCACUAUCAAUGAAGAAAAUAAUCUUCUGCGAAGCCAUCCUUUAUCCUCAUGACCGAGUUGCUCUGUGCGAAAGCUUUGAGUGCGAUGACCUUGAGGAGACACUAGAUCUAUACGCAUUAAAGCUUCGUGACUUGAAUGUUCUAUGGAGCUUAAGCUGCUUCGAACGCUGUCAAAGGUGUUUCGAACAGGUCCCCAAAGACCCUAACUUAGUUAAAAGGCUUUCAAAGCUGCAAGGAUUUGUCAUAAAGGAGAUUUUUGACAUCUUUAUUAAGUUCCUAGCCCCACCCGAGCUUGUUAUUGGCUAUUGCUUCUCUGAUUUUGUUCCUGAUGCCUUACAAGAUAGCAUGCCGAGCGGUACGAGUGUUUUUAAUAGCGAGCCUAUAAAACAAAUUCCAACUCAGUACAUCAUCAAAUGGUGCAUUCCUUAUUUAACAGAUACAAGAAGGGUCUUGUAUAACCUAGCCAAUGGAAAAAAGGUUGAAUGGAAACUGGAAGAUAGAAAAAUAAAGGUUGGGAUAAGGUUCUUUCAGAUAAAUCAUGGUCAAGAGCUUGAUGUGGGUACCCUCCUGAAAAUGGUUGAUACCACUCUCUUCAACGUCUAUCUCAAGUUUAAUCCCUCCAUGGUUGGCCCUUUUACUAGGGUCAAAAACUCCUGCGACUUUGAAACAGUGGAAAAACAGCUGCUCAAACAUAAGAGGAUACAAGAAUUGGUAGAUUUUUACUACCAGAGAGGCGAACAUGAGCUAGCACUGAAGCUUUUGAUUGGAUUAGAGAGUCAAAUCAAAUCUGAACACCAAAGUGAUGUUGCAAAUGAUAUCAAAACAGUUGUGGUGGAAUAUAUCAAAAAGCUACCAGAACAGGAUUCUGAUACUAUUUUCAAGUAUACCAAGUGGCUUGUUGAGAAAUUUCCCGAAGACAAAGAAUUUGUCAUAUCUAGUGUAUUCAUGAACUUCAGUCCAAAUUGUUCAAGGUAUGACUUUAUCAAUGCGUAUGACUUCAUCAACGGUUUCGACCAAAGCUUAUCACUGAAGUACCUAGAGUUCGUGAUUGACGCAUUUAAGACAACUCAAAAGAAGGUCUACAUGGAUUUGAUCCAGCGAUAUCUUGAGAACAUCCAUGAUGACAAGAAUGCAAAAAAGCUAGAGGCCCUUUUGAGGUCAACUGACUGUUAUGAGCCACGCACGGUUCUAAGACUAUUCCAGAAUUUCAUUGACUCGGACGAAUCUACCAACGGAGUUGACCGUCUCGUGAAAAGACUCAAGGUGUACCCUCUGAAGAUCAUGGGAGAACAUGGGCAAUCUCUUGCAAUCCUAGUAGGAGAUCUUUCAAAUUACAACCUUGCUUCAGCUUAUUGCUACGAUGUUUAUGUCAAUGAUGCUGAGACAGGGCUUUCACUUUUUAGUAAGCUCCUUGAUAAGUUAAUCAAGAAAGCAAAACUCAAUGAUGGCGACUUCAAAAACGUUUUGAAGUUUUUGAAGGAACAUGGCCCCAGGCUUGAUAGUAUUGAGACCCUCAAAAAGCUGCCAGCCGACAUGAAACUGAAAGACCUAAAUCAAAUAUUGUCGAAGGAGAUCGAGGCUUCUUCGAAUAGGAGAUAUACUUCAAGGAUGGAAAGGAACCUGCUACAGGUUGCAUUGGUUGACAAAACAUAUCAGUUGAAUAACGAGCUAACUAGAUAUUGCAUAAUUGGUGACGCGCAAAAAUGCUACGUGUGUCACAAGCACCUAAAGUGCAACACUGGCGAGACGUUUUUGAUGUAUGAUACACCAAACGCAGAAGUUGUUACACACUACAACUGCGGAAAGUCCAUGGAACAACUGCUACAAGCUAAAAAGGGCAAUCGUCAUAAGAUUUGGGGCGACUUACUAAAGUGA